Molecule: messenger RNA, 966 nt
Organism: Vicia faba (fava bean)
Lineage: Eukaryota; Viridiplantae; Streptophyta; Magnoliopsida; Fabales; Fabaceae
Source: the annotation of a GenBank genome assembly
AUGAACAAGCGUUCAUUCAAGUAUGCCUGGGUUCUUGACAAGCUCAAGGCUGAGCGUGAAAGGGGUAUCACUAUUGACAUUGCUCUCUGGAAGUUUGAGACUACCAAGCUGACUGUGCUGUUCUCAUUAUUGAUUCCACCACUGGUGGUUUUGAAGCUGGGAUUUCCAAGGAUGGACAGACCCGUGAGCAUGCUUUACCUUGCUUUCACUCUUGGUGUCAAGCAAAUGAUCUGUUGCUGUAACAAGAUGGAUGCCACUACACCCAAGUACUCGAAGGCUAGGUAUGAGGAAAUUGUGAAGGAGGUUUCUUCAUAUCUGAAGAAGGUUGGCUAUAAUCCUGACAAAGUUCCAUUUGUUCCCAUCUCUGGUUUUGAGGGAGAUAACAUGAUUGAGGCGCUCUACAAAUCUUGGACUGGUACAAGGGUCCAACCCUUCUUGAGGCCCUUGACAAUAUCAACGAGCCCAAGAGGCCAUCAGACAAGCCCCUCCGUUACCCCUUCAGGAUGUCUACAAGAUUGGAGGAAUUGGGAACUGUGCCUGUGGGGCGUGUUGAGACCGGUGUCAUCAAACCUGGAAUGGUGGUCACUUUUGCUCCAACUGGGACUAUCAACUGAAGUUAAGUCUGUUGAGAUGCACCAUGAAGCUCUCACGGAGGCCCUUCCUGGUGAUAAUGUUGGGUUCAAUGUUAAGAAUGUUGCUGUUAAGGAUCUCAAGCGUGGUUUUGUUGCCUCUAACUCCAAGGAUGACCCAGCCAAGGAGGCUGCUAACUUUACCUCUCAAUUUGCUGAGCUUGUUACCAAGAUUGACAGGCGUUCUGGUAAAGAGAUUGAGAAGGAGCCCAAAUUUCUAAAGAAUGGAGAUGCUGACAUGCGUCAAACCGUGGCCGUUGGAGUCAUCAAGGCUGUGGAGAAGAAGGAACCCAGUGGAGGACCUAAGGGUCACCAGUCAGCCUUGAAGAAGAAGUGA